AUGGCCGCCGUCACCCAAGCUACGGCUCCCAAGACGGAGCCUUCGAGAGAGGAUGAGACCCUGCUCGUUCUUGCGCGAUUAAUGGAAGGCGGCAAGGAGGAUGAAGAGACCAUCCGCGACCUGGACCAGCUCACAAAGCUGUUGAAUGAUGACACCCAGCUCAGCCAGGCCAAGACAUCCGCCCCGACGAUAUGCAAACUUAUCGACAGCGACUGUGUCGACACAAUCUUGGCAUACCUGGAUAUGAGACAGCCCGAGAUCGUCCGCGCACAUGCCAUCGUAGCCACCUCCGCCUAUCUCAAGGCUGCUGGUGACGACGGAGCCAAGAAGCUUUCGGGCUUCUUUUUCUCCAAAAUCAAGAGAGGCACCUACGAUGACUACAUCGUCGCCUUCUGCGUUGCCGCUGCCACCUUCCCGGUCGUCCCAGACCUCACGGCCGAGUUGUUCCUCAGCGAGGGCUUCCUCAGCUCCCUCGGUCCUCUCAUGAGGAGGAAGUGGAAGAGCCGCAAAGUCGAGACUGCCUGUCUGGAGAUGCUCAACGCCGCCUGCAUGAACUCACAGUGCCGUGACGCCGUCAACAAGUACUGCACCGAGUGGCUGGAGGAGGUUGUCGACCAGGACCCCGACCAGAUUGCCAAGCAGAUGCAGCAAGACCCGGAGUACGCCGCCCAGGAAGGCUCCGUCUCCAUGCGUAGGCAUUCGGAGCAAGUUCAGAACUUGGCGGCCGUCAUCCUAGCGAAACUGAGGGCGGUGCCCUCGGCGUCGGCGCUGAAUGAGGAUGGGCAAGGAAAGAUUUCACCAGCAAUCACUACUAUCGAGGAGCUGUCAGAGAGAUUUACCUCCAUGCUCCUGACCGAUGACGACUAUGGAGAUCAACAUUCUAUCGAAGGCCUAGCUUAUGCAUCGAUUCAGCCAGCCAUUAAGGAGAAGUUGGCGGGGAACCCGGACUUUUUAAAGAAGCUGGUUAAGAAACUAGCAGAUGCCCCGCCAAAGUCACCCGUGACGUACGGAGUGCUCAGUAUCUUGGUGAACCUCACCAGGUACCAGCCUAAUCUGUCGGAGGAGGAGAAAAAGAUCAACCAACUCAAGGCGUAUGCGGCGGCAGCUGGCAAGUCCGGCGGUCCCGACCCUCUCAACGACAACGAACAUGUUGCAGAACGAUGCAAGCGUGUGUUUGAGGCCGGCGUCACACCGGUCCUGGUUACUCACAGCAAAUUUGGUUCACCUGCUUCGCUUUCUCUUACUGUCGCUAUCAUUUAUUCUCUAUCAGUUACGACAUCUUUACGUGGAAAGCUUGCACAGCAGGGUGCUGUAAAGCUUCUCUUGACGGCAUGGGCGACUUUGCCAGAGACGGAGUCUGCGGGCCGUCGGACGGCCGCGCAGGCUUUGGCGCGUAUUCUUAUCAGCACGAACCCGUCGCUCGUCUUCGGUGGCAGCCGCUCAAACCCACAGGCGUCUGCCAUUCGGCCCCUUGUGUCCAUCAUUCCCCCAGACCCAACAGCCGAGAACCGAGACCUCCUUCCGACUUUUGAAGCCCUCAUGGCGCUUACUAAUCUUGCAUCAACUGACGAUCUUGACACCAGACGGGCCAUCAUCCGCACAGCAUGGCCGCAAAUCGAGGAUCAGCUGCUCUGCUCAAAUGCACGGGUUUCUAAGGCUGCCGUCGAGCUUAUUUGCAACCUCGUGCAGGCAGUCGAAGGUAUGGCGUUAUACGCUGAUGGAAGUCCGCAGGCAAAGGGCCGGUUGCACAUUCUCUUGGCCCUGGCAGACUCGGAAGAUGAAGGUACGCGCAGCGCUGCGGGUGGUGCGCUAGCAGCCCUUACUGGCCAUGAGAACGUUGUGCAGGCUAUCGUGGAGCGCGAGCGAGGUGUCAAGGUCAUUCUCGACAUGUGUGCGGAUGAUAACGAGGACCUGCGACAUCGUGCAGGCUUCAUCAUCUACAACAUGGUCGCAGCUGAGGGUGCGUCGGGUGCCAAUGCGCGGAAGAAGAUCAUCGAGGAGGAUGGCCUCGAAGUGCUCAAGGAGGCGGCCAAGAAGAGUCGGCGGCCGGAAGUGCUCGAGGUUCUGGUACAGGCUUUGAAGGUUCUGCUCGAGGACAACAAGACCCUGGAAGGCUAG
This is a messenger RNA of Colletotrichum truncatum, 2118 nucleotides long. Its product is annotated as actin cytoskeleton organization protein. The record is from RefSeq and is a predicted model, not a curated record. Gene Ontology annotation, molecular function: Hsp90 protein binding. Lineage: Eukaryota; Fungi; Ascomycota; Sordariomycetes; Glomerellales; Glomerellaceae. Gene Ontology annotation, cellular component: cytoplasm.